AUGCCUUCGUUCAACUUUCGCGCUCGCAUGAAAGCGCUGGAAAAAGAGGCUCGCAACGAUGUGAAUCUUAACAAGUUCUACUCUCUUGUUGGCAAGGCAGUCUCUAGGGCUCCUUGGGCUGGGAAGACGUACCUGAGCUCCAAGGUGCCGAUUGUGCAAUGGAUCGGACAUUAUUCGCCGUACUGGCUGGGGAAUGAUCUCUUAGCUGGAAUUACGAUCGGAAUUCUGCUAGUACCGCAGAGCCUCGCAUACGCCAAAGUCGCCAACAUCCCGCCUCAGUAUGGUCUGAUUUCCAGCUGGUUGCCGUGUUUGUUCUAUGCGAUUAUGGAUGUCACGGCAGGCCCUACCGCAAUUAUGGGUCUAUUGACCGGCGAGAUUGUCGCCGAUCUCGUCAAGGACGGAUACUCUGCGGCCGUGAUAGCUUCCACGGCUGCCUUCUGGGUUGGCAUCUAUUCUUUAGUCUUGGGACUCCUCCGGCUCGGAUUCCUCCUUGAUUUUAUCCCCACACCAGUCUUAUCCGGCUACGUUUCCGGUGCCGCCAUCACAAUUCUCCUUCAACAGCUUAAGGGACUCUUUGGUCAGACUAAGACCGGCAGCGACACCGCUGGUGUGAUCCGCUACUUCUUUCGUCUCUUGCCACAAACCAACUGGCGUGACUUUUUGAUUGGAUUAUCCGGGCUAGUCAUCAUAUUCGGCCUACAAUUCGUAGGACGACGAUGGGGUAAACACUAUCGAGCAUUGUGGUAUCUUUCCGUGGCUCGAAACGCUCUUGUACUUGUACUGUUCACUGUGAUUAGCUGGGCAGUGAACCGCCACCGCCCUUCCGCCCCUUUGUUCUCAAUUUCCAAAGUCACGGGGACAGGUAUCCUGUCACCCAAAGCCCCGGAUACAGAUCUCCUCACCAAAGUCGCCGGACGCAGCAUCGCUGUGUUUCUGGCUGCAGCCCUCGAACAUUUGGCGAUUGGGAAAGCCUUCGGCCGUCACCACGGCUACGUAAUCGACCAAGACCAAGAACUCAACUUCAUCGGGCUGGUUAAUCUGUUCGGCAGCUUCUUCAGCUGCAUGCCUAUCACAGGUGGCUUCUCGCGCACAGCCGUCAAUUCCGAGUCCGGUGUGAAAAGCCCACUGAGUGGGUUGGCAACGACAGCAUGCGUGCUGAUCAGCAUCUACAAACUCAGCGAUGCAUUCUACUGGAUUCCUUCCGCCACACUAUCUGCAGUCAUUGUGGCAGCGGUAUGGCAAAUCGUGCUCCCCGCACGCGUGUUUUGGGCAUAUUGGAAAGUCUCCUUUGCCGACUUCUUCGGCAGUAUGAUUACCUUUUGGAUUACGUUGUUUGUCAGCGUCGAGAUUGGCAUUGCCUGCGGGGUUGGCUACAGUCUUGUUUAUAUCUUGUUGCAUUUGGCAUUUACCAAGGUUAUGUUGGUUGAUAACGACAACCUCGGGCAGUUGUAUCCCUCGUCGUCAAGAUCUUCGGAGCAAGAGGGGCUACCGGAUGAUACGAUGCUCUUCAUGAUCCAAGACUCAAUCCUGUACCCCAACGCGGCGCGUAUCUCGCGCCAGAUUUGCGAUUAUGUAUACACUUACACAGCUAGUGUUCACGAGCAAUCCGCUUCUUCCUCUUCUCUUGACCGGCAAGCCACGGAAAGUCAUCAGAGACUAUGGAACGACACCAGAACUCACCACGCAACCCGCCUCCGCCGCGAAGCUUUCCCCUCAUCUUCCUCCUCCGAUCACCCGCCCCUUCGGAUACUGAGCAAAGUGAUAAUCGACCUCACCCGUGCAACACAUAUCGAUACCACAGGCCUACAGGCCCUAGACGAUAUGCGCAGUCAGAUUCUUGAUUGGGCUGGUCCCCGCGUAUCAAUCAGGAUUGUGGGCGCGAAUAAGAGGGUUCGCGGUCGGUUUGAGAGGCAUCAUCGGCUCUCAAGACGUAAGCACGCGGAAGAGGGUAGAGGUGAUGGAGAUGCGCCGUUGGAGGCGGGGUAUCAGGUUUUUGAGCUUUUGCAGGAUGCACUGGCAGGUAGGAGGGUAGCGGGGGAAAGUGGUGAGGAAGGGUUGGUGGUUGGUGAGGAGAAUAUAAAAGGGGUAUAA
Molecule: messenger RNA, 2091 nt
Organism: Talaromyces amestolkiae
Lineage: Eukaryota; Fungi; Ascomycota; Eurotiomycetes; Eurotiales; Trichocomaceae
Exons: 3
Coding region: 1-2091 (696 amino acids)
Biological process (GO): transmembrane transport
Cellular component (GO): membrane
Molecular function (GO): sulfate transmembrane transporter activity
Source: RefSeq, a predicted model, not a curated record